Molecule: messenger RNA, 1095 nt
Organism: Penicillium canescens
Lineage: Eukaryota; Fungi; Ascomycota; Eurotiomycetes; Eurotiales; Aspergillaceae
Exons: 4
Coding region: 1-1095 (364 amino acids)
Source: RefSeq, a predicted model, not a curated record
AUGUCGAACCUCAUGCACAAAGUCAAGGAUGUCAUGACUGGCCAUCACGACAAGAACGAGAAGCACAACACUCAUGAGUCCAAGGCGUCUCAAAAGGUGGAUGAUACCCGCCAUGCCUACGGAUCCUCUCAUAAUACCACUAAAGACCACGAUUCGAACCAAUACAACUCUGUCGGUGCUGGCUCCAACACCUAUGCCUCUGAAACUGGUGCUGGCUAUGAGUCUGGCGCCCACCACGGCUCCAGCAUGGGAACUGGCAACUAUGGCACCGGCAAUGCCACCGGUGGCUAUAGUUCGGGUACCCACCACGAUUCCAGCAUGGACAGAAUGAAUGAACCCUCCAACACCUAUGGAUCGUCCACUACUGGCCCCACAGGUUCUGGUGCCUACGGUGCCACUACUGGCAGUGGUACUGGCAUGGGCGACAGUGGUAUUGGUGGCUACAACUCUGGCGCCCAGGACUCUAGCAUUAACCCCUCUAACACCUACGGGUCCUCUACUACCGGCACUGGUAACUAUGGCGCCGGUAUGGGUAACACCAGCUCAGGAACCUACCAUGACUCCCGCAAGGGCCCUAUGGAUAUCGGUUCUACUGGAGGAAACUAUGGCUCCGGCUCUGACAAUUACGGAUCGAGCAACAUGGGCGGAUAUGGCUCAAGCACCAUAAAUGCCGGCCCUCAUGACUCCAAGAUUGCCAACAAGCUGGACCCUCGCGUCGACAGUGACCUAGACGGCCGCGCACAGCGCACUGGAAACACUGGCUCCACUGGACACUCCAACACCUACGGCUCCAGCAACCCUAUGACUAGCACUGGCCGCGAUAACUACGGUAGCUCCACUGAAGGCUACAACACUCGGUCCCAUGCCAGCCACAACAUGCCUUCUCAAAUGGACUCCCGCGCUGAGCCCGGCUACGAUACUCGCUCUGGUCAGCAGUUCGGCGGCAACGCUACCGGUGGUAGCAGCUACAACGACCACAGUUCAAGGACCAGAAAGACCUCCGGUCCUCAUAACUCUGACUUGCUGAACAAGCUUGACCCUCGUGUCAAGGAAUCCAAGCAGGACACUAUGGCCAACCAGCGCGGCGGAUUCUAG